Anopheles arabiensis is the source of this 2763-nucleotide messenger RNA. Its product is annotated as chymotrypsinogen B-like. The record is from RefSeq and is a predicted model, not a curated record. Bases 1474 to 2610 code for a protein of 378 amino acids. Gene Ontology annotation, biological process: proteolysis. Gene Ontology annotation, molecular function: serine-type endopeptidase activity. Lineage: Eukaryota; Metazoa; Arthropoda; Insecta; Diptera; Culicidae. The transcript has 2 exons.
AUAUCGUGCCAACAGCCUAGAAGACGGCACCGCGCAGCAUACGGAGGAAGAUUAUUGCGAUCUUGCCAGGGAAGUAGGCGUAGGGCAUAUCGCGUGAGCUUACGUUGAAUCGCCUCAAGUCGAGCAAUUGAAGAAACAAUGGUCGGCCUCCAGACUACUCACGAUUAUUCCAGAACCGAACGAACGAUACUAUUGUAGACAGCUUUAAUGCACAUAGGGUUGCGAAACUCAUUAGUUGUCCGGAUAACCACGCCAAGUAGUUGGUUUCCUCUGGCUACAAGGUCAUCGAUAUGCUGUUUAGAGUUCAAACUUGAGUCAAGACGAACCGGAGUCUAGAACCCGUUUAGUAAUCUUUUAGUGGAUUUGUGGCACUAGGGUAGUUCUAGCGAUGCAUAACUUCAAUGCGAAACCGUACAACAGUACUGAGGGAAGGAGAAAGCUCUCAAAACGAGGAAAGAUCUCCACUGUGUGGCUAUCUCGACAACUAAUGGCGCCAUAAGCUUUUUUUACUCUUUUUAGAAUGCAUCACUCAUUUACCGUGUGCUAAGCGAAGACUUUUAAGAUUUCUUUCAAGUACAACUUUUAGGUUGAGAGCUUGAGCCGCUUAGACCCCGUUCAGUGGUCGUUUAGUGGGUUUGUGGUACUGGGGUGUUCAUCCAUAUCAGGAUAGUCUGCUGUCCUACGCAUGGGAGCACUAUCCAUUCGGGGCCGCAUGUUGUCAAGUCGUGCGAACUAAUGAAUGUUUAUUAAUCUCUGAUAUCUAAUAUAUUUAGAACCAUGUAAGGCAUGCAACGCUUCUCCGAACCAAAGGGCUUAUCGUUUCUAUUGCUGAGAAAAAUAAUGGUUCAAUAGUGACGGAUUAAAUGGUAAGCGGACUGAACGGCCAAGGGAAACAUCGGCGAUUUUGGGACCCCGUAGAUGGUAAGCCCAGCAUAUAUAACAGUGGGGUGGGUAGUCCCAUUGAGGGCCUCCUCUGCAGGAACAGACUCAUAGACAAUAGAAGCCCCGUGUUCAAAGCUCAACAUCUACAUGGGACCUCCAUUCCUUCUACCGCUUAGUGCCUUUGGUACCCUAGAUCCGCAACUGGUCAAUCAAGAAACGGAUUUGUGGAUUACUUCGCUGUUGAUCAGAGCAAUAUAUUUGCUGAUUGGUACGUUGCCGAAUCGUUAUGGUAGCUCGCGCACUUAAUAUGUUUCGAUUUGGAAUCUGUUUAGAAGGUACUUAAACUACAGCACCGCGAAAACGAGUAACAGUCGCGUUCUUUCCAGGCUAUAGGCCGUCAUUCAUCAAUUACUUAAGGCAAACAUUAUAAAAUAUAAUAAAUAAUAAUCGUAAUAAAUCGUAACGUUUGACGACACCCUUCCACCCCGUUAUCAGCGUUUCAUAAUUGAUGGAUGACGCCUAAAAAGCGCUCUUAACUUCUUAUCAGACGCGCUCUGGAGAGGUUAUCCGCCUGUCGCGUAACUUUGUCUUAUGUUAAAUAAUCCAAUCUCUACCGAUCGUGAACCAAAAAAAUCAUGUUCAGCCCUGCUACGGUACUUUGCGGGUGCAAGUUACACAAGUUACUCCUUGUGUCGAUGUGGUGUGGCUUACCGUGUCGUUAUGUAUUGUUCACCAAAACGGUUUCUCCUGCUGCUGGGAUGUUGGCAUUGGGCGAUGCAAACACGCGCACAAGAGGAUCAUUUAUCGUGCGGCAGGCGCAAAGUGAAAACGACAUAUCUCAUCCACAACGGCGCUGAUGCCAUUGCUGGACACUGGCCGUGGCAUGCGGCAAUUUUCCAUAAAAAAGACGAGCACAAAGAAUACGCAUGCGGUGGAUCCAUCCUUGAUGAAACAACCAUUCUUACGGCAUCCCAUUGCGUGUCCACUCUAAGCGGCGUGAUCUCGGCAGCUCUCGUGACAAUACACGUGGGACAAAUCCACCUGAAUCAGACCAGCGAAAACACGCAGACGUUCGAUGCGCGUGAGAUAAUCAUAAAUCCUGGCUUCAGUAAAGCCAGUAUCAUCCACGACAUAGCUUUGAUGAAGCUCAGGACCAACAUCAGUAUGAACCGGUACGUGCAGCCUGUCUGUUUGUGGACAAUGGACAGUGCGCUGGAGUUGAUCGUCGGCAGAAACGGAACGAUCGUUGGAUUUGGGCUGAGCGAAAGGGAUGUUGUGUCGGAGCAGCUAAAACAAGCCACGAUUGGGGUGGUGGAUCCUUACACGUGCAUUGCAAGUGAUCGGGUCGUGUACGGAACGCAUCUAACGUUGGACAUGUUCUGCGGCAAAGGACAGAACGGUGUGAGUGCGUGCAAUGGAGAUAGCGGCGGAGGCAUGUUCUUCGAGGUUAGCGGUCGGUGGUUCGUGCGCGGCUUGGUGUCGUUCACUCCAGCGCGUGGAAGCAGCGGACUGUGCGAUCCGCUCAAGUACACCGUCUACACCGACGUGGCCAAGUACGUGGAAUGGAUUAAGCAGUACAUCGAUCAGCGUGUCCUACCGGUCGAGAGUGACGUGCUGGAAAUGGACUACGAGGAGAAGCUACGCCUGUUCAACUUUGGCAGCUGUGGUGUGCUGUGUUGUAUAUGGAACACCCUAUGUAUGAGCGGUGAUGAUUGUCAUCGCUCCUGACGUGACACAACCUGGAUGCCGUCCGGAUGCACCCCGACCUGGCAUCAACUAAAAGAGCUCUAGAUCAAUCAGCAUCGUUGGCUCGUGAACUUCCACUCUUUUAUUCUCCUCAUUAUUACAUUUUUUAUUCAAUAAAGUGAAUUCAAUACGCAA